Hordeum vulgare subsp. vulgare (domesticated barley) is the source of this 1136-nucleotide messenger RNA. RefSeq lists its product as uncharacterized. The transcript has 2 exons. NCBI's taxonomy places the organism in Eukaryota, Viridiplantae, Streptophyta, Magnoliopsida, Poales, Poaceae. The record is from RefSeq and is a predicted model, not a curated record. Bases 14 to 574 code for a protein of 186 amino acids.
CUGUUGCCAAUAGAUGUGUGGUGGAACUGCCGUCCCUCCGCACGCCACGCACGACUCCUCUUCAUCCCCUCCCCCGUAUAUUCUUCCCCUUCCGCGCGCUGCAAUUUUCCCCACCCCGCUCGACUUCUCUUCUCAUUCCUCCACUCAACUCCGCCAUUUGAGAGCAAUGGCAAGUCCUAGGCGGAGAAGAGGCAAUUCCAUGGCGUAUCAGAGGAGAGACGACAACGGUGGCGGAAGUGUCGCCGGUACUCGUGGCCGGCGGUGGUGCUCACGCAACGGGAGCGUCAUCGCCGGAGCAGUCACCGCACAGAGCAUCAUGGUUCACGACCACCACCAAGACGAUGUCGACAACUUCGUGGAGCCACUACCACGGAAUCGUGCCGUUAGUCCCGGGAAAGAAGGUGAUGAGGUUCUCCCCCCGCCCCCGUUCCCCCAUGUUUUAUUGUGUUAUAGGUAUUUCAUUCAUUUCUCACUGGUAUUUUUAAGCAUAUUAAACAUGACAAGAAUAACAGUGUUUCUAUUUUUUAGAAGAAGAAACGUGUAUCGUGCAAUAGGGCUUCACAAGAACGGUUGACUAUAUUGACCAAGGGUCUUAGUGAAGACCAGAAGAAAGAUGCCGGUGAGAUGAGGAUGAUGUCUUUGAUGGAUGUUCUAUGACCAAAUCUGGUGAACACUGUUUGUGAUUUUUUUGGGGAGAUCUAUGACCCUGCGUCCAGGGAUUUUGUCAUUCCGGUAUGUGGAAGACUCCCUUUUCUCGAGGAGUCCGUUUUUUGUACAUUACGUGUCUCUCGCGGGGAAUUGGAAGUUCCUUUUGAGGUGAACAAUGAUAGUGAGCAGGAAUUGUUCCCCCGGUUGUUUCCUGGCCAGGCAACCAUGCCUAAUAAGACGGUGCUUGCAACUUCGUUGGACAAGAUGACAAACCAUGGAGAUGUAUUUAAGAUGAAGCUGCUGAUGUACUUGAUUUCUUCUGUCUUUGCGCCUACCACAUCUCUACGCUCAAGCAACAAAUGCUUCCCUGUCUCGGUGAAUGUUCUUCAUCUACUUUUUUUACGGUAUUCUCUUUGUUAUGUCACGUACUAGCAUGUACCUACUAGUUGAAGUUCUUUUUAACUUUGCAUGUGUUGAUGUUUUUUAAA